This is a messenger RNA of Chelonus insularis, 1827 nucleotides long. RefSeq names its product jerky protein homolog-like. The transcript is spliced from 2 exons. Gene Ontology annotation, molecular function: DNA binding. Lineage: Eukaryota; Metazoa; Arthropoda; Insecta; Hymenoptera; Braconidae. Gene Ontology annotation, cellular component: nucleus. The coding region runs from base 1 to 1827 and encodes 608 amino acids. The record is from RefSeq and is a predicted model, not a curated record.
AUGAGGACAUACAAGCGAAAAACUCAAAGGGGAACUACAUCUCAAGAUCUUUUACAAAGGGCUGCUGAUGCAGUCAUCAAGGAUGGACGUAAAUUAAAAACUGUUGCACGUGAAUUAGAAAUUUGUCACACAACACUACAACGCUAUGUCAAAAAAAUAAAAAGUGGACUUGCUCCUGCGGUCGGAUACAAACCAAGACUAGUGUUUAAUGAGAAACAAGAGGCACUACUAUCGAAGUACAUCUUGAAAAGCGCUUCUAUUUACUUCAGUCUUCUGCCGGAGGAAGUACGACAACUUGCGUACCAGUGUGCCGUGAAGUUUAAUGUACAAAACAUCCCACCAUCUUGGCAUACAAAUGGUGAGGCUGGCAAGGAUUGGUUGACAAACUUUCUGAAGAGGAAUUCUACACUUUCCAUAAGAACACCCGAAGCUACCAGUGCAGGACGCGCGAGCUCAUUCAACCGACAUAACGUGAAUCAAUUUUUCGAGAAACUUGGCGACUUGAUCACAAAGCAUAAUCUUACUCCUUCACGUAUCUGGAAUGUAGACAAGACUGGUGUCCAAACUGUGCUGAAACCAAAGAAAAUUUUGGCUGAAAAAGGAACAAAGCAAGUAGGAGCAAUUGUUUCAACAGAGCGUGGAACUUUAGUCACUGUUGAGCUAGCGGUAAGUGCUAUGGGAAACUCGAUUCCACCAAUGUUUGUAUUUCCACGUUUGAAAUAUAAAGACCUAUUUAUCCGCGACGGUCCUCCUGAGUGUAUUGGGGCUGGUAAUCAAUCCGGUUGGAUGACAAGCACAGAGUUCUUAGUGUUUAUAGAUCAUUUCAUAAAACACACUAAGCCUAGUCCUGACGAGCCAGUGCUAUUACUCCUAGACAAUCAUUCAUCUCACAUUGAUAUUGAUGUGAUUGAAAAAGCCAAGAGAAAUUCUGUUAUGUUAUUAUCGUUCCCACCACACUGCACCCACCGUCUGCAACUUCUGGAUGUUGGUGUCAAUGGCCCUUUUAAAACAUACUGCUCUAAAGCUCAAAAUAACUGGCUGAGAACUAAUCCCGGGAAGGUUAUGAGCGUUUAUGAAAUACCAGGUAUAGUAAAAUACGCUUUCCCGUUAGCAGCAACACCUAUGAAUAUAUGCAACGCAUUCAAAAAGACUGGCAUUUGGCCCUAUGAUUCAAACGUAUUUACAGACGAAGAUUACGCACCGUCUUUUGUCAUUGAUCGCCCGAUGCCCGAAAAUCGACCCUCACAAGGUACCGGCAACUUGCCUGUCCCUCCAAACAAUCGAGAAAAGACUCCUGAAUAUUUUGAUGAAUCAAAUUCUGUGGGCAGCAAUGUAGAGAUUGAGACUAGUCAAACAAUACUAAAGCAUGUUCCUGGGCAAAAUGACUGCAGCGUUGACUGUACAAGUGAACCAUCAGGUAAUCAAGAACAAGAGACACAGCUAAUAAGACCACUGCCUAAAGCACCUCCCCGAUUAAUUGAACAUAAUAAAAGACGUAAAAGAAAGACAGUUGUUCUUACGGACACUCCAGAGAAAAAUGCUUUGGCCGAAGAACAGGCUACUAAAAAGAAGAAGAAAGAAAGUAAAACUACAAAGAAGGUUAAGGGGAAGGGCAAGGGGAAAGGUAAACAAACAAAAAAACCGCCUAAGAAGCCCGCUAAGAAAAGAGUUUUGCAAGAUGAUGACAGUUCUGAUGAUGAACAAGAAUGGUACUGUAUCAUAUGUUGUGAUGCCUAUUCUAACUCUGCCCUGGAGAAAAAUGGAUUGAAUGCAGAGAAUGUAAGAAUUGGGCUCAUUUGCAAUGCAUUGAAGAUGAAGAAAGCCUAG